Molecule: messenger RNA, 732 nt
Organism: Podospora anserina S mat+
Lineage: Eukaryota; Fungi; Ascomycota; Sordariomycetes; Sordariales; Podosporaceae
Exons: 5
Coding region: 1-732 (243 amino acids)
Source: RefSeq, a predicted model, not a curated record
AUGAAGAUUUCUGUUGGAACUCACGGCCGCGAACCAUUGAAAGGUGAAUAUGAGGGCACAUCGGCCAUCUUUGCUAUCACGCCUGAUUUCUGUCCAGCACCCAUCGCUUGGGGCAGUCUCAAUAUUCAGGAAGAUUCUCAUUUCUACCUUUGCAAAUUCUAUGACUUUACGGAUGGCGUGCCUGAGCCCGUGUCAUUUUGCGAGAAGCUUGCGCGGCUGCAUUCGAGCGGUAGUUCUCCCGAAGGAAAGAUUGGCUUCCAUUAUACUACAUACAACGGAGACUUGCCCCAGGACAGCACUCGGCACAACAGUUUGGAGCAAUUUUUUACCAAUAAACUACGAAAUGUUCUUCAAGUCCGUAAAGACCGGGCAGGUCCCCAUGACGAGCUGGACUCUCUGCUCCCUGACCUCUUCGACAAGGUAAUUCCACGACUGUUGCCCCCACUGGAGACGAGUGGUCGCACCAUAAUACCGUCUCUGCUUCAUGGUGAUUUAUGGUGUGGGAAUGCCAGUAUUUUCACUCGUUUGUACUUUGACGAGUACCAUUCACAUGUGCCAAAGGCUGAACCCGCCGAGGAUUACGAUGAUAGGAACGCUCUGUAUGCUCUACGAUUCGACUUGCACGCUGCGGCACUCUUCUCAACCCAGGAGGAAUAUGUUCAGAUGGCCAUUGACGAAAUCCAACGGCUGGUAGAAAAGUUACAUGAUGGAAUCACCAAAUGCACAGAGUAA